CGGAAGCUCAACAUAACCUCACUUUUAUUUGCAAAACGUAAACAAAGAGGGAAGUGUUCAGGAAAUUUGCAAAAAUGCCCCCAAAAAAGGAUGGCAAUAAAGGAAAACAGGGUGGAAAGGGUGGCGGAGGUGCAGGAGAUAGUGACAAGGGUCAGAAGGAGAAGAAAGGAGGUAAUUCUGUGAAGGUUAGGCACAUCCUGUGCGAGAAACAGAGUAAAAUUCUCGAGGCGAUGGAGAAAUUGAAGGCUGGACAGAAAUUUCCCGAAGUAGCUGCUGCCUACAGUGAAGAUAAGGCACGGCAAGGAGGUGAUUUGGGAUGGCAAAUACGAGGAGCAAUGGUUGGUCCAUUUCAGGAUGCUGCCUUUGCUCUUCCUGUGUCCACUGUAGCCAAUCCUGUGUACACAGAUCCUCCGAUUAAGACAAAAUUUGGAUACCACAUUAUAAUGGUUGAAGGGAAGAAAUAAAAUACUGCUUUUUAUAUUGAA
Molecule: messenger RNA, 485 nt
Organism: Phlebotomus papatasi
Lineage: Eukaryota; Metazoa; Arthropoda; Insecta; Diptera; Psychodidae
Product: peptidyl-prolyl cis-trans isomerase NIMA-interacting 4
Exons: 2
Coding region: 75-464 (129 amino acids)
Biological process (GO): rRNA processing
Molecular function (GO): peptidyl-prolyl cis-trans isomerase activity; DNA binding
Source: RefSeq, a predicted model, not a curated record